AUGACCUACAAUGACGAAGAAGCGAUUAAGAACAGCACCUUCGCUUAUACAAAAGAAACCAAGUUCGUGAUUCACGGUUAUAAAAGUUCCACGGAAAAAAACUGGGUCCAUCAUCUAGCUGCAGAACUACUGGCUCACGACGACUACAAUGUUUUCGUGGUUGAUUGGAAAAAAGGCGCCGGGGUGACUUACGGUAAAGCUUGUGCCAAUGCCCGGGUCGUUGGUGCCGAAAUCGCUGUCCUUCUCACGAAACUGAAGCAACUCAUGAAUGCCAAUCUGAUGACCUUUCACCUGAUUGGAAGCAAUGUCGGAGCCCACGUUGCUGGUUAUGCUGGGGAGAGACUAACCGAUCUUAACCGAAUCACAGGUUUGGAUCCAGCUGCCCCUUAUUUCCAAAAUACCGGACCAAUUGUGCAUCUAGAUAGGGGCGACGCUCAUUUCGUCGACGUCAUCCAUACCGAUACCGGAGAUGGUUUGGACUUCGCGUUUGGAAUGCACAGUCCAAUCGGCCAUGUUGAUUUUUACCCAAAUGGCGGUAAAUUUCAACCAGGCUGUCCCAAAUCGAACAUAAUCGGAUCUAUCACGGGAGGCAUCAUGGGAUUGUUGAACCGUGACAAAAAUCGUAAAUAUACAAUAUCUUUAUCUUGUUUAAUUUAUUUUUCUUAA
Acanthosepion pharaonis is the source of this 666-nucleotide messenger RNA. Lineage: Eukaryota; Metazoa; Mollusca; Cephalopoda; Sepiida; Sepiidae. The record is from the annotation of a GenBank genome assembly.